AUGACGAGCUUAAAACGAAGUGCCGAAGGCGAUACCUUUGGGCCCAACAUCUCAAACAAGACAUACGUGCGGUCCACGCGGAGUGGCAAGGUCCAGAAGAUCCCUUUUGUGCUCUCUGAGAAGCCAGCAGGCACCAAGAGCUUCCCGCAAGGCCACUAUCUGAUGCCAGACACAAAUGCUCUCCUCAACGCGAUGGACUUGUUUGAGCAGAGCUCCUCCUUCUACGAUGUCAUUAUUCUGCAGACAGUGCUCGAGGAGCUACGGAACCGGUCGUUGCCGCUGUAUAACCGUCUCCUCGGCUUGACAAAGAGCGAGGACAAACGCUUCUAUGUCUUCUUCAACGACUUCCGCCAGGAGACCUUUGUCAACCGCGACCCAGACGAGACCGUCAACGACAGGAAUGACCGCGCUGUGCGACAAGCUCUAAAGUGGUACGGGCAGCAUCUGGCACAGACCAAGGCGAAGAACAUCCCCGCUGUGGUCAUGCUGUCCGACGACCAGGAGAACCUACGCAAGGCCAAGGCAGAGGGCCUCCACGCCGCAUCGCUGAGACAAUACGUGGAGACUCUGGAGGACAGUGAUAGACUGCUGGACAUGGUCGCCGACGUGCAGAGCUCCGGCGGGUUCAGGAAACCAGGGCAGAUGCUGUACCCCGAGCACUUUACAACAUCGAGAAUGAUGACGGGUGUCAAGGCAGGGUUGAUGCAUCAGGGUAUCUUCAACGUCUCGCCGUAUAACUACCUCGAAGGGUCCAUCAAGGUGCCUGCUUUCCCCAAGGCGCUUCUCGUGCUCGGUCGCGAGAACAUCAACCGCGCUGUCGACGGCGAUCUAGUCGUCGUGGAGGUCCUGCCGCAGGACCAGUGGAAGGAACCCUCUACCAAGAUCAUCGAGGAAGAAGCCAUCACCAAGAACGAGGGUGCCGAUGCAGAGGAGUCGCAGGAUCUUGUGUCCGAGAAGGAGCGCAAGGCUUUGCAAGAGGAGGUCAAGAAAACGCACAAGGUCAAGUCUGAAGGCGGACCUCAGCCCACGGCCAAGGUGGUCGGCAUCAUCAAGCGCAACUGGCGCCAGUACGUCGGCCACAUUGACCCUUCGUCAGCUAGCAAGGGUUCCACGCAAGGGCGACGCAUGGACAACGUCUUCCUCAUCCCCAUGGACAAGAAGAUCCCCAAGAUCCGUCUGCGCACCCGCCAGGCGUCGGAGCUCAUGGGCAAGCGUCUGCUCGUAGCCAUCGACGCAUGGGAGAGAGACUCGAGGCACCCCACAGGACACUUUAUCCGCUCACUGGGUGAGCUCGAGACCAAGGCCGCCGAGACAGAGGCCCUGCUGCUCGAAUGGGAUGUACAGUACAGACCUUUCCCCAAGACCGUCCUCGAUUGUCUACCUAGCGAAGGCCAUGGCUGGAAAGUACCCGCCAGCACGGACGACCCUGGCUGGCGCGACCGAGAAGAUCUCCGGAACCUCCUCAUCUGCAGCAUCGACCCCCCCGGGUGUCAGGACAUUGACGAUGCCCUGCACGCGCGGAAGCUGCCCAACGGCAACUUUGAGGUGGGCGUGCACAUUGCCGACGUCUCCCACUUUGUCAAGCCCGCCAACGCCAUGGACACGGAGGCCAGCAUCCGUGGCACCACGGUGUACCUCGUUGAUAAGCGCAUUGACAUGCUGCCACCCCUGCUCGGUACCGACCUUUGCUCCCUCAAGCCCUACGUGGAGCGCUACGCCUUCUCCGUGCUCUGGGAGCUGAACGACAACGCCGACAUUGUCAAUGUGCGCUUCACCAAGUCUGUCAUUGCCUCGCGCGAGGCCUUUAGCUACGAACAGGCGCAGCUGCGCAUCGACGAUGCCUCGCAGCAGGACGACCUGACAAACGGCAUGCGCAUGCUCCUCACGCUCUCCAAGAAGCUCAAGCAGAAGCGCAUGGACGCCGGCGCCCUCAGUCUGUCGUCGCCCGAAGUCAAGGUGCACACCGAGUCGGAGACGAGCGGGCCCAUUGACGUCAAGACCAAGGCGCUCCUCGAUACCAACUCCCUGGUCGAAGAGUUCAUGCUGUUUGCCAACAUUAGCGUCGCCGCCAAGAUUUACGAGGCGUUCCCGCAGACGGCCAUCCUCCGUCGCCACGCCGCGCCGCCCAAGACGAACUUUGACGAGCUCUCCAACCAGCUCAAGGUCAAGCGCGGCCUGGAGCUGCGCUCCGAUUCGUCCAAGGCUGUGGCCGAUUCGCUGGAUGAAUGUGUCGAUCCCAAGGAGCCCUUUUUCAACACCCUCGUGCGCAUCAUGGCCACGCGCUGCAUGAUGAGUGCCGAGUACUUCUGCUCCGGCACCCAGUCGUACCCCGAGUUCAGGCAUUACGGUCUCGCCUCGGAGAUCUACACCCACUUCACGUCGCCCAUCCGUCGCUACGCCGAUCUCGUCGCCCACAGGCAGCUGGCCGCGGCCAUCAAUUACGAGGCCGUUCACCCGACCGUCCGAAGCCGGGGACGUCUGGAGGCCGUGUGCAAGAACAUCAACGUCCGCCACCGCAACGCGCAAAUGGCCGGUCGCGCCAGCAUCGCGUACUAUGUCGGCCAGGCUCUCAAGGGCCAGGUGGCCGAGGAGGACGCCUUUGUCAUGAAGAUCUUCAGCAAUGGCUUCGUCGUUCUCGUGCCCCGUUUCGGCAUCGAGGGCCUCAUCAGAUUGCGAGACCUCGCUGAGCCAGAGCCAGACAGCGAGUUUGACGCGGAGAACUACACGCUCAAGACCACGGGCAGCAGGGAGGUGACUGUGGAACUCUUCCAGAAGGUCAGGGUUAGAGUCCAUGACGAGAAGGAUGAAAUGACGGGCAAGAGAGGCGUCAAGAUGGAGUUGAUUAGUGCAUAG
This is a messenger RNA of Emericellopsis cladophorae, 2853 nucleotides long. RefSeq lists its product as uncharacterized. NCBI's taxonomy places the organism in Eukaryota, Fungi, Ascomycota, Sordariomycetes, Hypocreales, Bionectriaceae. Gene Ontology annotation, molecular function: RNA binding; 3'-5'-RNA exonuclease activity; endonuclease activity. The coding region runs from base 1 to 2853 and encodes 950 amino acids. The transcript is spliced from 2 exons. Gene Ontology annotation, cellular component: cytoplasmic exosome (RNase complex); nuclear exosome (RNase complex). The record is from RefSeq and is a predicted model, not a curated record. Gene Ontology annotation, biological process: rRNA catabolic process.